AUGUCCGAAAAAGCAGUCGACGAGAAGCCCGGCGUCCGCUUUUCAGACGAUGCGACCGAGAUCCCUCCUGCGAAGCCGCCGCGCCCAAUGAGCCCGCAGCAGCAGGCUACAAACACGCUCAUCGAAGCAUUUCCUGGCACCGAUCCCAAGGUUGUGAAAGCAAUUCUCAUUGCCAGCGACUGGAACGUUGAGAAGGCCUUCACUUCAUUGCUCAGCAUGUCGGAUCCCAACUUCAAAGACGAGGAAGCUCCUCUCCGCCUAAGCCUCCGCGGCCGACACAACAACCACGAAGCCAGGUUGAGCAAGACGAAAUAUACGCUCGGCAACUCGCUGAGCAUUACCAGACAACAGCAGAGGGAGGCUCAUGAAGAGGAUGACCAGAGCUUCUUCAACAAGGAAGAUGUUGACGAGAUCCGCCGUAAUCUGGAACAGGGUUUCGACGAGACGAAGAAAACGCUCACUGGAUGGUUCAACAAUUUCAAGAAGAAGUUGGACGGCGAGCCCGACAAAUACGACGAGUAUGGCAACGAGGUGUAUCGUCAUGACCAACGACAGAAUUUCGGUCCCUCGCAGUCGGAUCAACUCCGCGGUAUUCGCAGGUCUGCUGAAGCGCGCCGAUCUGCCGAUCACAACCGCUACGACAACGACAAUCGCAUGUUAGGGGACGACUUCGAAGCUCUUGAGCUAAGGGACGACGAAGGUCAAGCCCACCAGCGGUCAAAUCGCCCACUCGCCAACCCCGACCUCUUCAAGCCUACGCCCGUCUCACCGCCUCAGAGCGGACCCGUUGACGAAGUCGAUGCCCUAUAUCGUAACCCUUCACCGAACGGCCAACAGACCGGCGUUACGGGUAACAAGUCAGGAGGCAAGAAGUGGCAGCCUCUGACCUCAGUAGCGCCGCACCCAGAGUCGGACGAGCACGACCCGUUCAGCCUCGGCGACAGCGACGAUGAAGAGGCGAAGACUAAGGAUAUUAAGGCUGAGGAUACAGAGCGAUUAAAGAAGGCAGCCGAGGCCAAGAAGGUCGAGCAGUCCACAUCGGCUGAGCUGACACCUGCUGGGCGGAGUGGCAGUGUUGGGCAGAAAGAUGCUGCAGCCGAGGCACUGUUGAAGGAGGCGAAGUAA
Molecule: messenger RNA, 1125 nt
Organism: Didymosphaeria variabile
Lineage: Eukaryota; Fungi; Ascomycota; Dothideomycetes; Pleosporales; Didymosphaeriaceae
Gene: CUE5
Product: ubiquitin-binding protein cue5
Exons: 6
Coding region: 1-1125 (374 amino acids)
Biological process (GO): ubiquitin-dependent protein catabolic process
Cellular component (GO): cytoplasm
Molecular function (GO): ubiquitin conjugating enzyme binding; ubiquitin binding
Source: RefSeq, a predicted model, not a curated record